CCUUUGCUCCCCUGGCGACUGCCUGGACAGUCAGCAAGGAAUUGUCUCCCAGUGCAUUUUGCCCUCCUGGCUGCCAACUCUGGCUGCUAAAGCGGCUGCCACCUGCUGCAGUCUACACAGCUUCGGGAAGAGGAAAGGAACCUCAGACCUUCCAGAUCGCUUCCUCUCGCAACAAACUAUUUGUCGCAGAUGGCUCUUUGCUUUCAUUAGGAAUAAAGAUGGCUGCUGAACCAGUAGAAGACAAUUGCAUCAACUUUGUGGCAAUGAAAUUUAUUGACAAUACGCUUUACUUUAUAGCUGAAGAUGAUGAAAACCUGGAAUCAGAUUACUUUGGCAAGCUUGAAUCUAAAUUAUCAGUCAUAAGAAAUUUGAAUGACCAAGUUCUCUUCAUUGACCAAGGAAAUCGGCCUCUAUUUGAAGAUAUGACUGAUUCUGACUGUAGAGAUAAUGCACCCCGGACCAUAUUUAUUAUAAGUAUGUAUAAAGAUAGCCAGCCUAGAGGUAUGGCUGUAACUAUCUCUGUGAAGUGUGAGAAAAUUUCAACUCUCUCCUGUGAGAACAAAAUUAUUUCCUUUAAGGAAAUGAAUCCUCCUGAUAACAUCAAGGAUACAAAAAGUGACAUCAUAUUCUUUCAGAGAAGUGUCCCAGGACAUGAUAAUAAGAUGCAAUUUGAAUCUUCAUCAUACGAAGGAUACUUUCUAGCUUGUGAAAAAGAGAGAGACCUUUUUAAACUCAUUUUGAAAAAAGAGGAUGAAUUGGGGGAUAGAUCUAUAAUGUUCACUGUUCAAAACGAAGACUAGCUAUUAAAAUUUCAUGCCGGGCGCAGUGGCUCACGCCUGUAAUCCCAGCCCUUUGGGAGGCUGAGGCGGGCAGAUCACCAGAGGUCAGGUGUUCAAGACCAGCCUGACCAACAUGGUGAAACCUCAUCUCUACUAAAAAUACAAAAAAUUAGCUGAGUGUAGUGACGCAUGCCCUCAAUCCCAGCUACUCAAGAGGCUGAGGCAGGAGAAUCACUUGCACUCCGGAGGUAGAGGUUGUGGUGAGCCGAGAUUGCACCAUUGCGCUCUAGCCUGGGCAACAACAGCAAAACUCCAUCUCAAAAAAUAAAAUAAAUAAAUAAACAAAUAAAAAAUUCA
This is a messenger RNA of Homo sapiens (human), 1136 nucleotides long. It is a transcript of the gene IL18, whose product is annotated as interleukin 18. The transcript is spliced from 6 exons. Gene Ontology annotation, biological process: cholesterol homeostasis; cell surface receptor signaling pathway; positive regulation of macrophage derived foam cell differentiation. Lineage: Eukaryota; Metazoa; Chordata; Mammalia; Primates; Hominidae. The record is from RefSeq and is marked reviewed. The coding region runs from base 219 to 800 and encodes 193 amino acids. Gene Ontology annotation, molecular function: cytokine activity; receptor ligand activity. Gene Ontology annotation, cellular component: cytosol; extracellular region.